Messenger RNA from Meriones unguiculatus (Mongolian gerbil), 5545 nucleotides. It is a transcript of the gene Fhad1, whose product is annotated as forkhead associated phosphopeptide binding domain 1. Gene Ontology annotation, molecular function: protein binding. The transcript has 34 exons. Lineage: Eukaryota; Metazoa; Chordata; Mammalia; Rodentia; Muridae. Bases 149 to 4543 code for a protein of 1464 amino acids. The record is from RefSeq and is a predicted model, not a curated record.
AGGCGCGCGGGGUGCCAGCCAGGCUGGAGAUUCGGCUGAGUGCGGCGGGCCGCCUCGCCCUGGAGCUGGCCAGCAGCUCCCAGCCCACCGGGCCCUCAGAGGAGGACAGAGCGCCAGCUUCCUCCUCCUGCCAGGAAAAUCAGAGAGAAUGAAAGCCUAUUUGAAGAGCGCGGAUGGGUUUUUUCUUCUAAAUAAAAGCACCACGAUUGGCAAGCAUGCGGAUUCGGACCUUGUCUUACAGUCCUCAGACAUUGACAACCACCAUGCACUCAUCGAAUUCAACGAGGCCGAGGGCAGCUUUGUCCUUCAGGACUUUAACUCCCGCAACGGAACGUUUAUCAACGACUGCCACAUUCAGAAUGUGGCAGUGAAGCUGAUCCCUGGCGACAUUCUGCGGUUCGGGUCUACGGGGCUGACCUACGAGCUGGUCGUCGAGAACCCGCCCCAGGUCUCCUACCCAUGGGUGAGGAGCCCAGCACCUUGGCAGAGGCUGCAGCCACCUGGGGCCUUACAACAGCCACGCCAGUCACCCUUGCCCCCCCACAUGCCUUUCCACCAGGGCAUCCAAGCACCAUCAGCACCGAGAAGUUGGUCACAGGGUUGUCCCGGGCCCAACAUGGCCCCGCCUAGCCCUCACCAGCUGCCCAUGACUCCCAACGGGAAGAUGUUUUCCUUUGUGAUGGACCCCAAGUCCCCCGUCAUCAAGCAAGUGUGGGCCAGCGCCAUGGAACAAUGCAUGGCCGAGGGACUCUCGAGGACGGUGCCUCCCACUGAGAUCUUCAUGGACCAGGAUCUAGGCCCGCAAGACAAGGACGAGAUCAUUCUUCUGUUGGGAAGAGAGGUCAAUCGGCUCUCGGACUUUGAAAUCGAGUCCAAAUACAAAGACGCGGUGAUCAUGAACCUGCAGGGCGAGGUGGCCGACCUGAGUCAAAGGCUGUCGGAGGCGGCCACCCUUGCUGCCGCCUCCAGGCAGGGCGAAAGGGGUACCCUGAAGUUCCAGGGCCUGGAGGAGGACGAAGAUCAAAGGCAGAAGGAGAUUGACAGUAUGAAAAACCAGAUCAGUGCCCUUCAGAAAAACUAUAGCCAGAUGCUGUCUCAGACCCUGGCAGAGCGCAACUCAGAAAUUGCAUCCCUGAAGAAUGAAGGCGAGAACUUAAAGAGAGACCAUGCCAUCACAUCAGGGAUAGUGACAUCAUUACAGAAGGACGUGACAGCUCGGAAUGAGCAAGUCCAGCAGCUGAAGGAGGAGGUCAGUCAACUGAAGAACCAGAUCAACGAGAAGGAGUACCAGUUGGAAGCCCUGGGCUCCAGAUGUUCCAUGCUGAAAGAAGAGCUAAGGAAGGAAGAGGCUCAGAAGGAGCAGCGGGAGGCUGAGGAGAAAGAGUUGAAGCUCUGCAAAAGCCAAAUGCAAGACAUGGAGAAAGAAGUGAAGAAGCUCAGAGAGGAGCUGAAGAAGAACUACACCAGUCAGAACACCAUCUCCAAGACGCUACGAGAAAAGAGCAAGGUUGAAGAGAAGCUUCAGGAAGAUUCCAGAAGGAAAUUGCUUCAGCUGCAAGAAAUGGGGAACAGAGAGACCCUCAUUAAAAUCAAUUUGGAAAGGGCAGUAGGCCAGCUAGAGCACUUCAGAAGCCAGGUCAUCAAAGCCACUUUCGGAAGAGUGAAGCCGUUCCGUGACAAGCCCGUCACCGACCAGCAGCUGAUAGAGAGGAUCAUGCAGGUCACCGAGGACAACCUCAGCUUCCAGCAGAGGAAGUGGAACUUGCAAAAGGAGACGCAUCAAAGCAACUUGAGACGGGAGGAGACCUCAGAGAACGUGGAGCGGCUGCGGGAGCUACUGGACAACUGCCAGGCUUGCAUGAGGGAAUCCUGCAGAGGCAGCGACUUGAAGAAGCAGGUGGGGCUCCUUCAGCACCUGAAGCUGAGCCCACCCGUCUCAGAGCUUCAGAAGGCUGUACUGGACAUCCUGAAAGUCUCCCUGUCCUGGCUUGAGGAAACAGAGCAGCUGCUUGUGGACCUUAACAUCCAGCUGUCGGGUUCUGACAAAGGCUUCUCUCUGUGCCUGAUGUAUCUUCUAGAACAUUACAAGAAAAUUAUAGGGCAGACCCAAGAACUUCGGGUCCAGGUGAGAGUUUCCCAGGAAAGUCAGCAGUCUCUGCAGCAGGAACACCUGGCUGAGAAGGAGAAGCUGAGUGAGGAGAAGCUGGAACAGGAGGAAAAGCUGAAAGCCAAAAUCCAGCAGCUGACAGAAGAGAAGGAGGCCCUGGAAGCAAAUAUUGUCCAAGAGAAAAACAAAGCAAAGGAGGCUUUACAGGGGGAGCAGUCGAGAGCCCAAGGUUUAGAGAGUCGCUUGGCCUACCAGAAAAAGGCUUUGGAAGAGAGCAUCACUCAGGAGAGAAACAGAGAGCAGGAGGCCCUGGAGAAGGUGCAAGCUCGAGUCCGUGAGCUAGAGAGCUACUUGGCCUGUCAAAAGGAGGCCCUGGAGAACAACAUGGCUUAUGAGAAGAAAAAAGCAUGGGAAACGCUGGAGGCAGAAAGGAGGAAGUCACAAGACCUGGAGAAUCAGCUGACUCAGCAGAAGGAGAUCUCAGACAGCAUGACCUUCGAGAGACUCAAAAUGAAAGACAGUCUAGAGAGUGAAAAGAGGAGAAUUCAGGACCUCGUGAAUUGCCUGACCAAGCAAAAAGAGGAGAUAGAAUUAAAGGGGCAAAAGGAGGACAUCUUAAAUAAUAAAUUAAGCGACGCCCUGGCCAUGGUAGAGGAGGCUCAGCGGAUGAAGACAGCUGAAAGUCUCAAAGCUGACAACCUCUCCCUGAAGUUAAACGAAACAUUAGCCGAGCUUGAAACAACCAAGACGAAAAUGGUAAGGACGGAGCAGCAGCUGAAGCUGCAGGAGCAGUCGAUGAAGGCGCUGGUGGAUGAGCGGGAAUCCCAGAAGCACGGCUUCGAAGAGGAGAUCACCGAGUACAAGGAGCAAAUCAGACAGCACUCGCAGACCAUCGUGAGCCUAGAGGAAAGGCUCUGCCAAGUGACUCAGCACCACAGGAGGAUAGAAGAGGACAUCGCAAACUUAAAAGACAAUGAACUAGCUCAAAAGGAGGACGCGCCCCAGGAGUCCACAGCAGACACCCCGCUGGACAACAGUGACAAAGAAAUCGCGUGCGACCACCUGAUAGAUGACUUGCUGACUGCUCAGAAGGAAAUCCUGUCUCAGCAGGAGAUCAUCAUGGGGCUGAGGACAAACCUCAGUGAAGCCCACAGCCGGAUGUCAGACCUGAGAGGGGACCUAAGCGAGAAGCAGAAGUUGGAGCUGGAGCGACACGUGGCCCUGGUGCAGCAGCAGAAGAUGGAGCUGAGCACACUCAAGGCGAAGAUGGCGCAGAUGAAUAGCCUUCUGGAGAAGAAAGACAGGGAACUGAAAGUCCUCAAGGAGACGCUCAGGGCUUCCCAAGAGAAACCCAGACCCCAGCUGAGCACGGAGCAGAAGCCUAGGAAUCUGAGCCAGAAGUGUGACAUCUCAAUGCAGAUAGAACCAGUCCACACAGACACAUUCUCCAGCUUCCAAGAGGGGCAGUCCUUCAGUGACCUCGGAGCCAAGUGCAAAGGGUCUCGACACGAGGAGGUCAUCCAGCGGCAGAAAAAGGCCUUGUCGGAACUCCGGCAACGAAUCAAAGAACUUGAGAAGGCCAACUCCUCUAAUCAUAAGGACCACAUGAAUGAGUCGUUCCUAGAACUAAAGACCCUCAGAAUGGAAAAAAAUGUACAGAAAAUAUUAUUAGACGCAAAGCCUGACUUGACGUCUCUCUCAAGGAUAGAGAUCCGAUCGCCUCAGAAUGGCCUUUUCAACUUGGGCUCCAACACGGCCAUCGAGAAGUCAGUAAAACCAGAUACUUCGGAAGCCCUAGAACUCAGUGAGAAGCUGUACUCGGACAUGAUCAGGAUGCUCGGCAGCCUGAUGAACAUCAAGGACAUGUCGGGCCACGUGUCUCUGAAGUACCUCUCACCCAAAGAGUGUGAGAAGGUCAACCACCUCCGACAGAAGGACCUGGAGCUGGUGUUCGAUAAGAUCACUCAGCUCAAGAUCCGGCUUCAGAAGAAGGAGGAGCUCCUGAAAGGAUACGAGUGGGAACUGGAGCAGCACAGGCAUAGCAAGGCGACCCUUCAGCUGUACCAGGCGCAGGUGGCGAAGCUGGAGGAUGAUGUCUACAAAGAGGCUGAGGAAAAGGCGCUGCUGAAGGAGGCCCUGGAGCGCACAGAGCAGCAGCUGUACCAGGAAAAGAGACUCAACAGGGCCUUCAAGCAGCAGAAGGAUCGAAUAGAGGAUCAAGAGCAGAAAAGCAUAUCCUGCAACUGCCCCUUCAAAGACAUUGAGAAGCAGAGACGCAUUUUUAUAGAGAUGGUCAAGAACAAGAUGCAGAAUUCCAGUCACCAGCCUACAAGCAAGAAAGCCAUCCUGAAGAUGGUCCAAGAAAAAGAGACAAAGAAGGAGGCACCCAGGUCCAGCCAAGGUCUUUCUUUUGUUAAGCCUGGUGGAAAGAACUAGAAAACCCACUGUCCCGGGGCCUUCUGUGAUCCUCAGGGAGUUGGCUUGACUCUCAAGUAACAAAAUCCUGAGGGACUUUUGUCACACUUUAAAGAUGGAUGCUUCACUUUCUACAUUACUAUUUUUUCACAGAAUGUAUUUUGGAGUGUGUGGAGAGAGGAUUUUUUUUUAAAAAAUAUCUAUAAAUGUAUAUACACACAAGUAUGUAAAGAAGAUGUCUAUAACCCAGACUCCUAGAUUUGUAGAUAAAGUUGUUUACAUUUACUUUAUGAUGUACCCAAGCAUCGGCUCCUCCAAGGAGCUCCCAAAAGAUCCACCUGGAGCCACAGGGCAAAUGGAUGCUUGGAGCGCUUGGUGACAGUAUAGGGACUUUAUAUCUGAGUUUAUUAUAAUAAAUUUAGAAGGCCAACCAAUUCUAUCACUUCUGUAACUGUGACUGACAUUUCUAUGGCACUUUGCAUUUCUCAAAACAUUCCUCAAUGAAUCCUUUCCCCAAGCCCUGCGUUCCUCCAUCUCACAGAUAAAGAUGCCCAACCCGGAGAGGUUGACUGGCCUACCUACAGUCACUCAGCUAGGGAACUGGGCUUGGAAGCCUGGUUUCUCUUUGUUUAGUUGGUUGGGUUUUGUUUGCUUUUGUUUGUAUUUCAAGAUCUGGUUUCUCUGUGUGGCCCUGGCUGUCCUGGAACUUGUUCUGUAGAGCAGAGAUCCACCUACUUCUGCCUCUCAAGAGGCAAUUGCGCCUGGCUGGAAGCCUGUUUUUUAAUUCUGCUACAUUGUUCAUUCUGCUAGACCAAGAGGACCCUAUUCUUCCCAGCCUCUGGCCUACAGGAUAGACCACAGACUCAGUCAUCCAAGAAUGACACUCCAUUCCCGUGGUGUUUGCAGAGACCCUUGCUUCUUCUCUUUUGCCCUGCCUUCUCUCUAUCCACCUGACCUCUCAUCACUGACAUUCUUUCUUAGCCAGGUAGCGAGCCACACCUAGGGAAAGAAGGAGCAUUUUUA